Bursaphelenchus okinawaensis is the source of this 2453-nucleotide messenger RNA. The record is from the annotation of a GenBank genome assembly. NCBI's taxonomy places the organism in Eukaryota, Metazoa, Nematoda, Chromadorea, Rhabditida, Aphelenchoididae.
AUGUUCAUCUCGGUGAUAUUACUCCUCUCAUUGAUCUCAGUCCACGCCAUUCCUCGUCGCACAAACGAACCAUGGACCGUGAUUUUAUGCAAAUUUGCGGAUCAGCCGAAUUACGAACCCAAGACGAAGGAAUGGGUACGACAAUGGAUAAUGGGCGAUCAUCCCGACUCCAUCAAGAGCUACUUUGAACAAGUCUCGAAUGGUGUAUAUACGAUUGAAGGUAGUGAAGUUCAUGGAUGGCUACAGUUGCCGUUUAAGCAGAAGGAGAUUCUGGCGUUGGCCAAGAUUCAGAGCAGCUUUACGCUUGGCAGCGAGAGCAGUUUUUUGGUGAGUUUUUUAAAAUUAGUUUUAAUAAUGCUGUUUGGUUUAAUUUAUUUAGCGGGUGGUAGUAACAAGUCAGGAUUUUAACUUUUAUUAGGCUUAAGAUAUUAGUGUGAUAUACAUUUUUUUAGUUUUAUAUUUUAAUAAUUAACAUUUUAUAGUUUAAGCCUAAAAUAAUCCUAAAUUAUUUUUGUUUUAAAAUUAAAAAAAAGUGUUAUUUUUUGAAUAAUAAAACACAGAAAAUAAGCCUAAAAAGAUUGUGUUUUUUUGUUUCUUGAAUUUAAGCCUAAAAUAAGCCUAAAAAGAUUGUUUUUCUUGUUUAUUCAACCUAUGCCUAAUGAAAAUAAGCCUAAAACAUUUUUGUUUUAAAAUUCAAAUAAAAUAUUAGUUUUUGAAUGAUAAAAGACAGAAAAUAAGCCUAAAUAAGUUUUUUUUUCUUUUUAAUUGAAUUUAAGCCUAAAAUAAGCCUAAAAUAUUUUUCUUUUAAAAUUCAAAACAAGUAUUAUUUUUUAAAUGAUAUAACAAAGAAAAUACGCCUAAAAAAGCUUUUUUUGUUUAUUGAAUUUAAGCCUAAAAUAAGCCUAAAAUUUUCUUGUUGGAGUUGAAGUUACUCAAACAUUUUUACUUUCAGUACUUUGACAAAAUCAAAGAAUUGUGCAUAAAAGAAGCCGAACGAAAUGGCAUCGCUCCUCACCGCCAAAAAAUCACCAUAGUAAACGGUGGUACUAACGCAGUAUUCGACAAACAAUAUGGAGUACUAUUAACCCCACAGCUAAUGAAUACAAGUGUACUAACGCACGAGAUGGUACACUCCUUCUUCAUCGGUCAUUCGUACAGCGAUCGACAAAAGAAGGUGUUCCAGUACGCUCUGAAUGGCGAGUAUGAUGACAGGUACGACUUGAUGAGCACGGCCAAUGCUUUCAUGCACCCGUCGAAGUACGGUAUGGCUGGGCCUGGCCUGAAUGGGGCUCAUUUAGACUUUUUGGGAUGGUUACCUAUGGAUCGUAUGUUAUAUUUCGGCAGAGAUGGGCGACAGAACUACACGUUGAGAUUGUCGUCGCUUAGUGUAGCACAUAACGCUACACGAGGAUGGUUGUUUGUUAUGAUACCGUAUGACCGUAGUAACUCGAGGAAUUUUUAUACUGUGGAAUUGAGAACACCGCAUAAUUAUGACAGAGGCAUUCAGCAGGUAUGUUUUGCCUUUUAAAGUCAUGAUAAGCAUGUUUUAGGCUUCAAUAUUGAUUCACCGUGUACAACGUGCUGGCGAGAGUUACUAUAGUGUGUUGGUAACUCAAAAGGAUUACUAUGAGCUGACCGAAGGUACAGAGUGGGUAAAAUUCCUCGAUUUUACUACGAAUGGCUAUCAAGUACUUCGAGUUACUGUUAAGAAAGUAUACUCUACUGAUGCUGAUGUUACCAUUAGCUCGACUUUUUCACCGGUAAGUUGUCUAAUAUGGAUUACUGUAACUUUUUUAGGUAGGGUAGGGUAGGGUAGGGUAGGGUAGGGUAGGGUAGGGUAGGGUACGGUACGGUACUGUAGAGUAGGGUAGGGUACAAAUUCCUAUUCUUACAAACCUUACAGUACUGAUUUUGUAAACCUUACAGUACUAUUUUCAGACAGAAUGUCGACUAGGUGAAUUGACCAGUCGAUUACGAGAACCCACUGCUGGUGUAGAACAUGUUUGUCUAGAAAAAGUACGAAAUGUUGAGAUAUCUGAUAUACGACGACAAGUAGCACGACAACAUUUCUACUCUGACGCCAUCACUGUUGGUGCUAACUCAUGUCGUACUGGCAAACUGUGGCGUGCUAUCGAUGCUUAUGAUUAUGUCUGUGUUGAUCCAAAACGGUAGGUUUAGAUGGUUUACCGUAGUUUUAAAACAUUGUUUAUGAAUGUUAUGGGUACAUUUUCAGCCAAGAACAAGUACUAUCCGAGUCAGAGCACCAAACAGAACGCUACAAUCAAACUACUCAAGGAUGUGUAGAUUCGUUCGUGCCUAGGGAAGCCUUCAGAACAGACAAGAUUUGUGUAUCUGAAGAGGAAAAGAAUGCUACACUCAGUGAUAACGUCGAAGCUCAUCUGAAUUUAAAGUUUUUUGAAUUUUUCAACGGAGUCGACACUGUCGGACCUUAG